This is a messenger RNA of Tripterygium wilfordii, 1627 nucleotides long. RefSeq names its product phosphatidylglycerophosphate phosphatase PTPMT1-like. NCBI's taxonomy places the organism in Eukaryota, Viridiplantae, Streptophyta, Magnoliopsida, Celastrales, Celastraceae. The transcript has 6 exons. Gene Ontology annotation, biological process: protein dephosphorylation. The record is from RefSeq and is a predicted model, not a curated record. Gene Ontology annotation, molecular function: protein tyrosine/serine/threonine phosphatase activity; phosphatidylinositol-4,5-bisphosphate 5-phosphatase activity. The coding region runs from base 413 to 1417 and encodes 334 amino acids.
UACUAUCUUUGCCUCCGGUCUCUCUUUCCAGUAUUCGAGAGUUCGCUAGCAGAAAGGGGAGAGUGGAAUGCAGGCAAUCCUAUCUCAUCAGCCGAAGACAAAUCAAAAUCUCGAAUCUAGGAUUAGGGCUUCAGAUUAUUCUCUUUAAUCCCCAAAUUCAAAUACCAAAAGCGAUUGAUUACUAAUCCCUGUUCCUCUCACUGUAUCCGCCUCUUUGACCACCCGAUGAACUUUUCUUUUUCUCAAAACAUGAUCCUGAUUUUCUCUAUGAAUCCGUUUCGAAUUUUGUUACGUAUUUUUGUUUGUCAAUUCCGCGGGUGAAUUAGAGUUUCUGUGAUUGGGAUGUAAAAACUUGGGUGAUCGCGUACAAUUGGGUUCUUCUUUUUUGACUCUUCUAUCUUAAAUUGGGGCUAUGUAUAUUGAGGAAUUGAAGGCAGGGGAGAGUGAUUGUGGGGAAGAUCAAACUUCUGGUCGUAAAGACGAGGGCUUUAACAGCAGACGCUUCAUUCCCUCGGGUACGAAAAGGGUUUUGAUUGGAGCAGGCGCUCGUGCUCUGUUUUACCCCACCCUGCUUUACAAUGUUGUUAGGAAUAUGAUGCAGGCUGAGUUCCAUUGGUGGGAUAGAGUCCAUCAGUUUGUAUUGUUGGGCGCUGUUCCAUUCCCUAUUGAUGUUCCUCGCCUUAAGGAGCUUGGCGUUCAUGGAGUUAUCACACUGAAUGAGCCUCAUGAAACAUUGGUGCCAACAUCGCUAUAUCAUGCUCAUGGCAUUGACCACUUGGUGAUCCCUACUAGAGAUUACUGUUUUGCACCAUCCCUGAGUGAUAUAUGCAAAGCUGUUGAUUUUAUCCACAAAAAUGAAUCAUCUGGGCAAUUGACCUACAUCCAUUGUAAAGCAGGUCGGGGGCGCAGUACAACUAUUGUCCUUUGUUAUCUGGUCCAACACAAACAAAUGACUCCUGAGGGUGCAUAUCUGUAUGUCAGGUCAAUACGGCCAAGAGUGCGUUUGGCAUCAACCCAGUGGCAGGCUGUGCAGGAAUAUUACCAUCUUAAUGUGAAGAUUGGCGGUCUGCACAGCACAAUAUCUGAUAUAAUUCUGAAAACCCAACCGGCAGCAUCUUCGCAGGAUAUUGUGGCAUUUGAUGAUGGCUCUGUAGUCGUUAUAACAGAAGCAGAUCUUGAUGGUUAUAACCCGUAUAUGGGGUCAGGUGCCAUGGGAAGCGAUAUAUGGACAGACUUGAACAUGAUUUACCGUGUUAGAGUUGUUAGUAAGGCAGCCAUUACUGGGAUCUCUUGCCUGUGGCUCCGCUGCCGCACCCACCAAAAGAUUUCCGCGGAGAAACUAGAUACAGAUACUACCGGCUGCUCAAUGAGUGCCGAUUGCCUUGGAGGUAUUAGUGUGGACAUCCAUGUAUACUGAGAAGCCAAAUAUUUACUUCGAAGGUGCUUGAAAAGAUUUUCCCUUACCCUCCUCUCAUAUUUGUAAAAAUUCAAAUAAUGUUGUAGCCGGCCGCAGAACUAAAAGCAUUCAAUCCUUUGUAAAUGAAGUUGUUUUCUUCCUUGAAUCUCAAUGGAAGAAAUAUGAGUCCUGUCUGGCAAGAUUAAAUCAAAAUAUUCCCGAAGUUGUGCA